Molecule: messenger RNA, 308 nt
Organism: Rhincodon typus (whale shark)
Lineage: Eukaryota; Metazoa; Chordata; Chondrichthyes; Orectolobiformes; Rhincodontidae
Product: protein mono-ADP-ribosyltransferase PARP8-like
Exons: 4
Biological process (GO): endoplasmic reticulum unfolded protein response
Cellular component (GO): endoplasmic reticulum tubular network; intracellular anatomical structure; membrane
Molecular function (GO): NAD+ poly-ADP-ribosyltransferase activity; kinase binding; protein serine/threonine kinase activator activity
Source: RefSeq, a predicted model, not a curated record
GUGGUGGAUUUGCUAGUAUCCAUGUGCCGAUCCGCUCUGGAAUCUCCCCGAAAAGUAGUCAUUUUUGAGCCAUAUCCAUCUGUGGUGGAUCCCCUCGAUCAUCGGAGCCUGGCAUUUAAUCCGAGGAAAAAAGACUAUGAACGAUUAGUUAAAGCACUGGACAGCAUCACAUCCAUCAGGGAAAUGACCCAGCCCCAAAUGAAAACGAUUUAUCACUACAGACUCUUACAGAGCACUGGGGCACCAUACUUGGAAAUCAAGAAACAAAUGGACAAGCAGGAUCCUCUGGCACAUCCUCUGUUACAAUG